This is a messenger RNA of Spinacia oleracea (spinach), 1491 nucleotides long. RefSeq lists its product as uncharacterized. The record is from RefSeq and is a predicted model, not a curated record. The transcript is spliced from 2 exons. Lineage: Eukaryota; Viridiplantae; Streptophyta; Magnoliopsida; Caryophyllales; Amaranthaceae. The coding region runs from base 1 to 1491 and encodes 496 amino acids.
AUGCGCCACAAGAUCCAAUCCUUUGAGCAAAGGCGAGAUGAGUCACUCUUCGAGGCUUGGGAUCGGUUUAAAGAGUACCAAAGGGAAUGCCCCCAUCACGGGAUUCCUAAAUGGUUGUUGUUUCAAACAUUCUACUUGGGGUUGAGCCCGAUCUCAAAGACAAGCCUUGAUGCGGGCGCGGGAGGCCCUAUCAUGAACAAAACUGAAGACCAAAUUGAGGAUAUCAUUGAGGAUGUGGUCCAAAAUUAUCAAUCAUGGCACGUAGGUGCAAGGGACAAUGAUGUUAAGGGAAAGAAUGAUGAUGGCAAAGGUUCGGUGUAUGCCUUAGAGCAAGCACGGAUGACAGAGAAGCUUACCUCGUGCUUGGAGAAGCUCGAGAACACACCAAGCCAACCGCCAUCACCAUCUACAAUCCCACCUCCUUCGGCCACUCUUCUCAAUAAUGGGAAGGGAAAGGGUAGUUCUUAUGAUACAAUGCCUCCAGGCACCUCCUUUUGCGAAAAUUGCCAAAACAAUAGUCAUUCCCCCAAUACAUGCCCCUUAGUUCAUAACUUGUCAUUUGUGGAUUAUGGCCCUUCAUAUGAAGGAGCGUUUGAUGUAGAUCUCCCACCCCAAAGUCAUACUCCAAGGCAACUGAAUGCCAUACUGAAAAGGAGUGGGAAAAUCUUAGAUGAUGUUCCUCGAGCUAGUAAGGUUUCUAAGCCUAAUGGGAAGGAUCAAGGGGGAGUCAUUGAGUCUAGUGACAAUGAUGUGGUAGAAGAGGAGCAUCCCAUCAAUGAUAUAGGUGAAACUCCUAUACCAAAGGAGGCAACUCUCCUACCUCUCCCCACUCCUAAACUUCCCUAUCCCCAAAUAUUCAUAAGGCACAAGUUGGACGUGGAAUUCGCAAAAUUUCUUGUGAUUCUUCGACAAUUGUAUGUCACUAUCGCCUUUACGGAUGCUUUGAAACAAAUGCCUUCUUAUACGAGAUUUCUCAAGGAAAUCUUGAGUGGGAAGCGAGAUCUUGACGUAAAGGAGACGGUGAACCUCACCGAGAAUUGUAGUGCUAUCAUUCUUAACAAAACGCCACCCAAACACAAAGACCCGGGAAGUUUUUCUAUCCCUUUUGCUAUUAAGGAGCUUGAAAUAAGCAAUGCCAUGUGUUAUUUGGGUGCUAGCAUUAGUAUACUACCUUAUUCGGUGUUUGCCAAGCUUGACAUUGGAGAUCUUGUCCCAACCAACAUCACCUUGCAACUUGCCGACCGUUCAGUCAAGUAUCCUAUUGGCAAGGUUGAGGAUGUUCCCCUAGUGGUUGGCGAGCUUACUUUCCUUGUGGAUUUCGUCGUCUUGGAUAUUGAUGAGGAUGCCCAUACCCCCAUUAUCUUGGGGAGGCCAUUUUUGGCCACCGCGGGUGCUCUUAUCGAUGUGCAAGAAGGACUAAUCACUUUGAAAGCGGGAGACGCCAAGGCUAGUUUCAAGCUUGCAUUGAUGAACAUUGUUGCUCUAAAAUGA